Messenger RNA from Malurus melanocephalus (red-backed fairy wren), 5435 nucleotides. RefSeq lists its product as uncharacterized. The coding region runs from base 1 to 2988 and encodes 995 amino acids. The record is from RefSeq and is a predicted model, not a curated record. Lineage: Eukaryota; Metazoa; Chordata; Aves; Passeriformes; Maluridae. Gene Ontology annotation, molecular function: zinc ion binding. The transcript is spliced from 8 exons.
AUGGAGGCGAGCCUGACGUGUGCCGUGUGCCUGUCGCUGUUGGAGGAGCCGGUGACGCUGCCGCUGUGCUCGCACAACUUCUGCCGGGGCUGCGUGCUGGAGUGCCUGGCCUCGGCCGAGGCCGCCCGCCUGCGGCAGCUGCAGCGGAGCCCGGGGCAGGCCCGACUCGGCCGCGGGGCGCCGGGGCCGGUCCCGGGCCCGCCCUGCGCCCGGGUGCCGUGUCCGCUGUGCAGGAAGCUGUGCCUGCUGCCCCGCGGCGGAGUCGCCGCCCUGCCCGUCAACACCACCCUGGCGGAGGUGGUCAAGCUCUACCGGUCCGGCGCGGCGGGCGCCGCCGCGACCGGGGAGGUGGCGUCGGGGCUGAAGCCGGGGUCCGACCUGCUCUCCCCGCCGGCGUUCGGGGGAAGCUGCCAGAAACACCCGAGCCGGCCGGUGCAGCUCUACUGCCGCAUGUGCCGGCAGGCGGGGUGCGGGCAAUGCGUCUCCGAGGAGCAUCAGGGCAUCUUCCACUCUGUCAACCUCAUAGACACGGUGUACCAGGAGGAAAAAUUAACCUUCUUUAGCACUCUGAAACAAAUGAGAAUGAUAAAUGAGAAGCUGGAGAAUGAGAUCUCAAAACGACCGAAUGAUAUAGAUGUAAUGCUGAAAAAUGAUAUGGAGAUAAUUGAGCUGAAAUUUGGAGAAGUUUUCAAAACUCUAGAAAUGAAAAARCAGCAGUUACUAGAAGAUGUUGAAAGUCAAAGAGUUAAAAAAGAAGAAGAGUUUCAGAUUUGGAAGAAAAUGAAAGAAACUCACAAGAAGACCAUUGAAAAUUUUUUGAAGGAUUGUGAAAAGCUUGUCCAUGAGUGUGAUCCUCAGUGUUUCCUGGAGGUUGCCUGUGGCUUGAAUACAAGAAUGAAAACUCAGCUUGAUGUGAUGAAUAUAGCAUCCAGCUGGGAAAAACCACCAGUGUAUAUGCCAAAGAAGAUAGAUAUCAAACCUGUGAUUAAUGAAAUUUUAACAUUGGAGUUAACAACUGCUAAUGCAGGCAUUGUUAAAGAUCUGCCUUAUGAAGGAAAUGAGAGCUCAACUCCAUUUAAAGAUAUCUUAAAGCAGUGGCAGGAUCAGAAGAAUAUACCCAACAAAUUUCUUCCUGUAGCAGGACAGGAUGAAGCAGACGGUAGCAGGAUCCCUACUCGCUUUAUGUCAAUAUCAGAAAUGUCAGCAUUUCAAAAUAUGAGUCAUGAGGAAUUACGUUACAAAUAUUAUAUGGAACUUCAGAAGCUCCCCAGUGUGUUUAAGACUCAAAAUUUCCCUGCAAAUAAGAAGUAUAAAUUUGUAACUUCUGAGGCCUCCAAGAAGUCCUCAGGAACUUCUUUUUUAUCUUCACCUACCAAAGCAAAUAACACAGAAAGAAUAAAAAUGGGAACCCUGCGACGAGCUGGUGGCUUUGAGAAAAGAAACUUUUCUGGAAUCAGUGCUCUCAGUGUCCCAUCCACAAAUACAAUGUUUUCUGAAAUGAAUGGUGACUUAAAAUUAUUUCAUGAAGGAAGUGCACAGGAAGUAUCCGCUCCAGCCCYGUCAGAAAACUCUCCAGACCUGUCAAUUAAAGAAAAAUUGCCAAGACAGACAUCAUCAGUUAGUGUUUCCAACGAAAUGGAUUCUAAUUCUAGCACCACUUUSGAUUUAAAACCAGGAGCAACAGGGGCUGUUACUGUUUCAAAUUCAGAAUCUGUGGAUGUUUCUGCAGAGAGACCUUCAGGUGUGCCUUUUACCUUCAGUGCAUCUAACAACUCAUUACCAAGAUUCAGUAAAGAUAAAGGUACAUUUUCCAUUAAAAAGCAAGACAAGAAAUGUGCUUUUCCUCAGUUUUAUUUAGGGACAUGUGAUAAGGUGGAUAAAACCAAUAACCAGGAUAAACAUGGUUCUGAAACCAAAAAUGUUUGCAAUGAUUCAACCAGUCCUAAUUUAAACUCAACAGAAAGUGAGAAACCACACAUUUUGUUUCCCUUUGGCAAUUCAGAAAGAGAUUGGUUUGCAGGAUCCAAAGCCAGCACUUCAUCUAAGGUUUUACCAUCAUCCUCAUUUUCUAACCAAUCUGAGAAGCCAUCUGACAAAAAAACAUUGUCUCACAUGACAGAAAAAACACUUUGUGCAAAGGAACCUGCAGGAUAUAGUACACAGAAACCAUCUGUCUUAGGGGAACAAAAACCUCACGCCUCAGAAUCCAGCACAACUGUAGCUUGCAGUGCUUCAGCACCUAACUCUACAGCUGGGGGUAAUUGUGUAUCCAAGUCCCCUGUUCUAAACAGUAAUUGUGCAUUUUCCUUCAAAAGUAACUUUUCAUUGCCUUCACCAGUGUUUUCAUUUGGAGGUAUGCUGACUUCUUCUGUGUUUUUUUCUGGAAACAGAACAGAAAARAUGGGAAAGGAGAAGAUGAAAUCUCCUGACAAAACAUUUCUAAAUCUAGGGAAGCCUGUAUCUUCAGAGUGUGCUGARUCUGUUUCUUUUCAGAGUUAUCAAAAAUGUGAAGGCUCACGCUUGCCUAUGAAUUCAUCUAAAAACAUUGAAAGGGCAGAAAGGCUUGGUGAUGAUAACAUUCCUUGUCAGCCUUUAUGUUCAGGAGUCCUUCCCAUUGAAUAUGAGAAUGCACCUUCCACUCAACUCAUUACAGCAACAAAACAAGAAAAGAAGGUAAAAUAUGAAGAAACCGUUGCUGAAAACAACUGUGUGUGUCCUAGAAGGAAAGGUGAACCUGAGCCUGUACAGUUUCAGAACACAGCUUGUUCUGUUCCUGGCACAUGCAGUGAUCCAUCUUUAGGAGGUUCUGUGCUUGUAGUAAAUGAGACAGGAGGAAUGCUAAGAGACAGCACUUCUGACACUGAAGAGCCAAGUCAAACAUCUGUCUCUACUGAUACCAGCCAUGCAUCGGAAUAUUUUUCUGUUGCUGAAGAUAAUAUGUCUGCUAGAAGGAAAUCAGAUAUGAAGAGUGACUGCAAAGGGAAUUAAACUGAUAUUAAAUAAAUUCUAUUUAAUGCACUAAAAGGUGGGGAUACUUGUGAUUUUACAGCUGUUCUUUCCCCCAAUUCUUGCUAAUUGAGGUAUCUGAGUUGGAAAUGUACUGCUUAUGAGCAGUACAAUGCAAUGAAGUGAUUUUUUUAUAGUAUAGUCACGAACUCAAGGAACGACCAAAAAUGUAAUGUCCUGAUCAAGACCAAAGCAUGGCCAUAGUUGCUGCAUCUUCAAAAAUGCAAAUCUUCUGGGUUACGUUUGGGGUUGGAGAACUGAGGUGUCCCAGAAAGUGGGUUGGGUGAAGCCUCAAUAGCAGGAGACAGUAAAUCACUGUCUGGGUACAGCAGCACUUGCACUUAAAUGGUGCAAGAGCAUUCAUCUCAGGCAGGGAGGAAAGAGAGUUGCAAUGAAAGUAAAGAAUAUUGAAGGCAUUGCUGGAUAUAGUUUUGCCUGUCUUCAUUUGGCUGUUUCUUUUUCUGUGAUGUGUUUAAUGUAUAUUGAAGGUGCAAGUUCUAGCGYCAUUUUCAAUAACUCCUCUCAUACUUUUGGAACUGAAGUACUCCAUCAGUGUUCUUGUUAUACACUGCAGAAGGGUGUCAGCUACACUUCUGAAAUGCUGCCUUCAGUAAAAAGAAACAUCACAAUUAAAUUUCAGUUCUUUUUGGCAAGUUCAAAGUUUGGGAAUACUUGGUCAGAUAUUAACUUGCUGUUUUAAUGAAAGCUUUUGGAGAAUCUAGCUCUCAAAAUACAAAUUUUCUUUUAAAAUCUGUGUGUAAUGACAAGAAGAAAUGAAAACAGUACUCCUCACUCUAUGUGUUAAUGAUUUAGAACUCAUGCAAUUUUUAGUCUGUAAAACAGUAUACAAAGUAAGGAUAAGAAGACUCUUUUCUACUUUGCUGGCCAUUUUGUUGGAUCCAAGGGACAACUGUGUUUUAGUGGAAUACACAGACAGUAGUACUAUUUUAAAAUAAAGCUGUUUUGUUUACUGUUCACUCUUCAGCAAAAGCUGAUGCUGAUUUUAAAGAAAUUMAUUCAGUAUUAGAUAAAUAUGUCAACUGGCAAGUAUUAAAUCAAAAUGCAGAAUGUUUAAUAUUCCAUCAGAAUUUUUCACUGGCAACUAGAAAAAUGAAUAAUCUGCUAAUUAGCUCUGUAAGGCUGUAAGAAAAAUAUUACUUAAAUCUCUGCAAUACUUGCAGAUAUACUUACUGUGACAUAAUACUUAGAAACUAUUCUUAGUUUAGGAAAUGUUGACCUAAUUUUGUGUUCGAUUCUCGGCCUUAACUUUUCUGUCACAGUGCAUUCCUUUAUUAAAUGUGYUGAAAAAAUAGUUUCUAGUAUUUGUAAUACUUAAUAUUACUGCUCUGUUUGCAUUAUAGUAAGGAAGGUGGUGAAAAUUCUCUUUAUGGUUAUUUUUUUUAGUUCUUGAUGUUCAUCCCGUAAAUCUUACUGUAUUUCAGUUUUCCUCUGAGAUUUUUUUCUGCUGUUAUCUGUAGACAUUCUUGUCAUGUUCUGCAUGUGUAGGAGAGAAAUGUUAAUAUUGAUUCAAAUCACUGGAAGACAAAGGCUGAGUGAGAUGCUAAUGGCCAAGAGUAUCACAGGUGGAGGUUGGUCUCAGUAAUAAAAGUGAGAGAAAUUGAACAAUUUUAAUAAGGCACCUGUACAAUUAAUUGCGAGAAAGUUGUAGAAAAUGUUAGUUUUCUUCUACAGCGACAAAAAAAACUUAAUGAACUAGGGUUAAUCAGAAACCAUAAAAAGUUUCUUAAACUUACUUAUUUUCAACGUGUCUUCUAUUCAUUUCUCUUGUUUCAUGAGAGCUUGAUAAACUUUCAUGCAGAUACUUUGUCUUUUUGUGAAAAGAUACCAUCCUAGAAUCAUAAAGCAAAUAGACUAUGAUGCACUGGUUUUGAAAGUAGAAAUGGGGGGUUUGCUACAGUCCUAGGACUGCUUUUCAGUCAUAGUUGUGCCAUGUUAUAGCUCAGCAUUAAGGUUUUACAGGGCAAGUAAGAUUUGCACAGAAACCCCCAACAAAGAGAUACUCGCCCCACUGCCUUGGCCAUACUACGCUGACCUAGAAGGGAGUCCUUCCCAGUUUCCUGAAAAUUAUGUGAGAUGGUACAGAAUAACCUCUCGUCCUAGGCAUGCCUCUUCCUGGCUACUAACUCUGUCCUGKCUGGAAGCAGGACAGUCAGUGAUUUUGGAUGAACACCAGAGCUAAUUCAAAGAAAUGGGAUUCAGAGUUGUUCUUACUGCAUGUUUUGCUUAUUAUCUGUGGAAAAUAACUUGUAUCAGCAUCUUGGUUAUCAUCAUAAAAUUCUGUGUGACAAUGAAGACUGUUGUCAAAGCCUUCCUAGAGUAUCUAAACUUAGCAAUGUGUGUACGUAUUUUCAGAUGACAGGUAGAUGAAAAGGCUGUGUUAAACUGUAGCAUUUGCCUGAAAAUAAUUC